Molecule: messenger RNA, 1113 nt
Organism: Exserohilum turcica Et28A
Lineage: Eukaryota; Fungi; Ascomycota; Dothideomycetes; Pleosporales; Pleosporaceae
Exons: 1
Coding region: 1-1113 (370 amino acids)
Source: RefSeq, a predicted model, not a curated record
AUGCCCAUCUACACGCACACCCCAUCCUCACCCGCCCUCCAACAAGCUCUCAAAGCCAGUCUACCCUACAGCAUCAACCUCGUGUACCGAAUACAGCAUGUCAAUCAAACGCCACACGCGCAUGUCCUAGCUACAUUUCCCGCGUCGUCCAUGACGACCACCACGGCGACAGAUGCGAUAAUACCGCCAUGCUGGGCGGCCGCAUAUCUGGACCAGUCGAAGCGGCCCGAGACAGAGCUGUGGCUAUUCAGCACGCUGGAGCUUCCGGAGCAUGGACAGGCUUCUGAUGAUGAUGGUGGUGGUGGUGGUGGGAAGUACUGUCUAGGAUGCAAAAACGCCGUGUUGGAUUUGGUGGGCUACAUGGCUACGCUACCUGCGCCGCCGAUGCUCGCGGAGAAUGCUCCUGCUAUGCAUCUUGCGAGGCAGCAUGAGAAAGAGUAUCCUACGCCGCCUCCUUCCGGCGCGUAUCAGAUGACGCCGGGAACGUACAUGCGCCAUCUCCUUCUGCCAAAAGUCGUCACGCUCGGAGCAUGCCAGCGCGAUGUGUUUAGUAUUCUGCGCGAGGCGGGCAUCGUGCGGACUGAGCUCCCUGGCCCAGAUGCGGAGCUUAAUAAGUUUCUGUUCAAGCUUUCUGAUCUACCAGAGACGCGACCACUACCUGACGGGCUGCGAUGGGGACAAGUGCGCAAGCAAGACAUUGCGACUGUCCAAGCUCGAACAGCUAUACCCCGAACAGCAGGCACUUUGAUGUCACUGAAGAGUGUGGCAGUUUUCGAGGAAAAGACGGACACACCCGUGGCGUGGACGUUUCUUGGAUUGGAUGGGUCUCUAGUCUCGCUACAUACGGAAGAGGCCUACAGAGGCAAGGGUAUAGCAAAGGCUGUCGCCGCAAGGCUCUUGAGACAGCACGCACAGGGAUUAGCAGUCGAUAACCAAGGCAAUGCCUGGUCGCACGCAGACGUCUACAUGGGCAAUGUACAAAGUGAGAGCGUGUGCUGCAGUCUAAGUGGCAAGGCGCUCUGGAGGUGCUUCUGGUUGCGCAUAGAUCUUGAUCGGGCUGGAGCACUUGCAGGCACAUCAGCUGCAUUCGCUGGGUAUCACGGAGACAAGUAG